This is a messenger RNA of Trichobilharzia szidati, 2188 nucleotides long. Lineage: Eukaryota; Metazoa; Platyhelminthes; Trematoda; Strigeidida; Schistosomatidae. The record is from the annotation of a GenBank genome assembly.
CACUUUUUAGCGCUGAACUUGACUCAAGGUCAUUGAGGCAAGGUUGCUUCUUCUUUUGGAUAUAAAUCAAAGCAAAUUAAAUGUCAACAUCCUCAGGCAGCGGAAGCAAACGCAAUCGAUUGAAUCUCACUCUUCCCAGUUCUGCUAUUCAGUCAUCAGACAGUAGUUCUUUGUCAGACAAUGUAUCAGAAUCAUUGAAAAGAAAUGGGAAUUCAACUAGUACAGUCAGUACAACUCUCGAUAAAUUAAACGAUGGUAAUGUGAUAAUUUCAUCUGAGCAUUAUUCACAAAACUCUCAACAAACUACUAUUUAUCGACCAAGUGCUCAUCAUUCUCAUCCACAUUCCGCUCAUCGUAGAAUCCCACCACCCCUAACAGAUCUUCGUUUAUCUCCGAAAAAAACUCAUGCACCAACAGGCGGUAAUCUAUUCAACUCCAAAGUAGAUCGGAAUAAUGAAAAUCGUUAUUCAAACAGAAUUAGUACCGGGCCUGUUGAUGUUGCUGAAGUUUUAAAACAAUUAGAAAUACAAGACUUAGAUGAUAAUCAACGUCGUCGUUUAAGUGCAUUUGUAGCAGAUAAACAAAAAAUUGGUGAAUUACGUCCAGAAGAUUUUGAAAAAUUAAGUGAAAUUGGCAAAGGUAACGGUGGUGUAGUCAGUCGUGUACGUCAUACAGCUACUGGUUUAAUUAUGGCAAAGAAAAAUAUUCAUCUGGAGAUAAAACCAAUUGUUAAAACACAAAUUAUACGUGAACUUCAAGUAUUACAUGACUGUAAUUCACCUUAUAUCGUUGGAUAUUAUGGCGCAUUUUUUGCCGACGGCGAUAUUAGCCUGUGUAUGGAGUAUAUGGAUGGUGGGAGUCUAGACAUCGUUCUAUUGCAUGCUGGUCGUAUACCUGAGCCAAUUGUUGCUAAAAUACUCUAUUCAGUAAUACGUGGGCUAGUUUAUCUACGUGAAGCUUUGCAUAUUAUUCAUAGAGACGUCAAACCGUCAAAUAUCCUUGUCAAUCGUACUGGAGAUGUUAAACUAUGCGAUUUUGGUGUUAGUGGACAGCUGAUUGAUUCAUUGGCUAAUUCAUUUGUUGGCACAAGAAGUUAUAUGGCACCGGAACGAUUAACCGGUGAACAGUACAAUACAUUGAGUGAUGUAUGGAGUUUAGGCUUAUCAUUAGUGGAACUAGCAACUGGACGUUAUCCAAUCCCAGCUAUUGAAGAUGAAAAAGUCUACCUAAGCGCAUUCAGUCCUCAUAGAGAUAUUAAUUUAGAACAGCACUUGGAAGCUGCUAAAGAAGGCAAACCACUACCAGCUGUGAAUAGUCCAAGUUCCGGUCCAAUGGCAAUAUUUGAAUUAUUAUCCUAUAUUGUUGACCAACCCCCGCCGCGCUUACCUCGAUUUUGUUUCUCUGAUGAUUUUAUCGACUUAGUUGAUUCAUGCCUUCAACGACCAGCUAGUGAUCGUCCAUCAUUAGAUAACCUUUUAAGGCAUAAAUUUGUUGUCACAGCAGCUGGAGCCUGUCCAUCAGGUAAUGUUCAACGACAAAGUACAACUAUAGAUAUUCGACAAAGUGGAGAUAAUAACGAGACAAAUCCUUGUGAAGAUCCAAUUAAUAUUGGUCGAUAUCUAGCCGCUGUACUGCCUCCUGUUACAACUGAUGAUCUCACUAGCAAUCAAUCGUCUUAUUAAAUUAAACUUUGUAGAAUCAAAUACACUUGGAUGCAUGUAUGUACGCGUGUGUGUGUGUGUAUGCUCAUGAAGCCACUUGCAGUCACAGAAUAAAACCAUUUGUUUGUCACUUGUAUGUGUGUGCGUAUAUGUUUGUAUGCAUUGUUCUUGUGCAAUGGGCCAAUAUAUAUAUAUAUAUAUAUAUAUAUAUAUAUAUAUAUAUGGUUUUGCAUACUAACUUGUAUACAGUGUCUAUUAUUAACUGUGAUGACUUCUGGUUUCAUUUUCUGAUUUUGAUUUCAUGCCGAUGAUUUCUGCUUUGUUUUUGUUUUUUUCAAUUUCCCCACUGUAUUUUGUAAAUAUGAUUUAUUGACUUCACACUACUUUUUUGGUUGUUUUGUUGUUGCUAAUAUUGAGCUAGCUGAGAAAAGCAAAGCUCUCAUUUGCACAUAGAAAUCAACGUCAAUUUGACAGGAAGUGAUGUGUACCAUGUUUAUAUAUAUAAUAUAUAUAUAUAUAUAUAUAUA